AUGAGUUCAUUAUUAAAAGAAAUUAAAAAACGCAUAAAACCAAAAAAUAUAAGAUCUCAAUAUGUAAAUAUGGAAGUUAUUGCUGAUGUCUUUGCAGAGGAAGAAGAAGAAGAGAAAGCUGAAUGUGAAAAUAUAAAAAAUGCAUUAAAAAAAAGGCUAAACCUGAAUGAACUAUUUAAUACUACUGGAAUGUUAAAAAAAUCUCUUGAAUUUAUUGAUGAUGAUGAAGUUCGCAAUAAAACAAAGGAUUUAUUAAAAAACAAAUAUGAUCAAUUUAAAGCUAAUCCUUUAAUAAUACCUGCCGCUCCUUUAACAUUAUUAUCUAACCAAUCCUCUCUAUUUUCAAUUUUUAAAUAA
Messenger RNA from Funneliformis geosporum, 357 nucleotides. NCBI's taxonomy places the organism in Eukaryota, Fungi, Glomeromycota, Glomeromycetes, Glomerales, Glomeraceae. The record is from the annotation of a GenBank genome assembly.